CGUUUUGUUAGCACCCCUGUAGAUCUGGUCUCGUUGGAAUCGCAAUCUGAUCUCGAUUCUCUUGAUGAUGAAGCAUCCUUCUCUCGCUUUCUCUCUCUCACCCUUCCUCUUCCUCUUCUUCCUUGGAGAUUGGACGGUUUGGGGGCCAGAUUAUCUAAGCAGGAGCUGGGAAUACAAGGUACGAGUACAAGCGUCCAAUGUACCGAGUACGAACCUCGAGUCGCAGUACCGGAUCGUCGCGAGUGUCACCCCAGUCCAGGGCCAUGAGCGACUCUCGGGACCGAACUCAUCUCCAUGCGGCGCCUGCUCAGGGUUCGCCCAUCACGGGAGUGAUUGCUACCAAAAGUACCAAUUACCCGAAUCGUAUCCUUUUUGCGCCAAGAGGGGAGCAACACCCGUUCAAGCCCACAGUUGCGGCGUGUUCCAAGACCUCAGAACGUUGCCCGCUGGCGCUUAUCUCACUGCCAGCAAGCGAGAUCCAUUGCAUAGUCGGGAUGAGGUGAGGGUAAUACCGACCAAGGCACACGCGCAUCUGCCGCAGGGCUCUGCUCAGAACGGACGGGCCUACCAGUACGAGGCAUCACACCAGACAGACACGAUCGACGAUGGAGAUCAUGCCGACUGA
Molecule: messenger RNA, 625 nt
Organism: Trichoderma citrinoviride
Lineage: Eukaryota; Fungi; Ascomycota; Sordariomycetes; Hypocreales; Hypocreaceae
Exons: 6
Coding region: 65-625 (186 amino acids)
Source: RefSeq, a predicted model, not a curated record